GUAGUGGAGGGAACGUGCCGUGGAAGCUUCGUGCUGCCUGCUUUUCAGAGUCUCCGGGUUAUUGUGCUGAGUUAUUAUUCAGCAGUGGGAUCGGUGUUUCUAUUUUAGCUGCUGAAAGCCGUGUGCUCAGCCCCGCUGCUCUUCCUCGACUUAAAAUUUCCGUGGAAAGGAGCAGGAACUCUUCCUGAUCCGCAGUUGGAACCAAGGCUGGUGGGAGCUAUCUGUUGCUUUGUGUGCACGUUGAGUUCCUGUUACCCUGCUAAAACCUCGUUUGUUUGGUGUCUCUCUCCUUUACUGACCCUAUGCAGAGCUAUUCAUAGGAACAACGUGGCUGCAGAGCUAUGUCAGAAGGGCUGUGCUGUGGGAUGAGAUUACUUGGUGUAACCCGGCAACUCCUGCUGCUGGAUGGUAUAAAAUUCACCGUGUGUAACAACAUACACAGUUUCUAAUGUGGAGAAUGUGGUUGUACCAGACCUGUCAGUCCGAAAUUUUGAAAACUAAGUUCAAGGAAGGUGUGGAGAAAAAGGAAAUGUGUGUGAGUGUGGCUUCUUACCAACCUAUGUCAGGAGAAGAAAAUAUUCCUACCUGAUGAGAUCACAGAUGUGAUGUUUUUGAAGGAAAAAUAUGUCUGUAUGUAUGUAAGAUUGCACCAGCAAUAGCUUUGUUUUUCUUCCCACCUACAUGGAAUAAAUCCAUGGAUCUUUCUGUCUGGCCUGGUGAGGUGCUUGCAUCUGUGUCUGCUGAGCUGAAGCAGUCAGUGAGGUCACUCUUCAGGCCUAUGAUAACUGCCUGUGGAAAAAAAAAAAACAAACAGCAGCAAGGGUCUUUCUGGCCGUGAGAGACCCUUUCUGAUGUGGAAUAUAUGAGUCAUCCCCUGAGGUGCCCAGUAUCCAGGCAUUCCUGAAGCAGGACAGCUGCCCUGGGGCAGUGCCCAUAGAGUGGCUCCAGGGUGGGACAGGGCAGGGCAGCGAGACCCCAGAGUUGUCUGUGGGAUCACAAGGGCACGAACUGUAAGGGUGGAAGGAAAUAGGUGAGUUACGAUGUUUUGGUUAGGCAAGGAGGUGGGCUUUGAUAUCUACCAUGUGCGCUGCUAAAUAGAGGCUUUAGAAAUUACAUAUGGGUGUUGCCUCCCUCAGAAGGAAAAUGCAGUGGCCCACGUAGUGAAUGAUCCCAUUCACAGAGCCAAGUGCUCGAGGUCCUUCUUCACUUUCUCCUCAGACUUUUGAAAAGUUACAAGCAGAGAUGGUUUUAGAGGUUUCUGUGUGAUAGCUUUCUUCUUUGUGUGCUCAUUUUUGUGAGGAAGAACAGUUGUCUUUGUGAUGCCUUCCGUGUACCAUGAGUGUCUUUUUAUCCUGCUCUCAUUUUUGGUGAUGGUUUCCGGGUGUUCUGAUAAAUAUCUCUCAUUAAACGACUGAUCUGUCCUUCCAAGCCAGCUUUACAAGAGCUCUCCCAAGUCUGCCUUGGCUGGUUUGUGGUUUUCUACCCUCUGCAUGUACCUUCACGUGUUGCUGGGCAUUCUGGUUCAGGUGCUUUGCCUGGAAGAAGAUACAAUCCAGUGGAUCCCUUACAGAUGUAAUUUGAAGACUGCUGUGAGUCUCCAUGAGGCUGUCCGCACCAUUGCCUCAAAGGAGUCUGUAAGGAAAAACUAUUUUGCACAGGAUGUCUUGCAGUGUAUCACAGGAUCUCGUUUUGUUAAUCUCUGUGCCUGAAGGUCCAGGUUAUUUUAACUACAAGCCUGAUUUAUUUUAUUUUUUAAUUAUUGUAAGUGUAUGAGAUACUUUACUCUGGCCCCAUAGUUAAGGGCGUUUUAGAAACAAAUUUCAGAUGGCUUGAAAUGCUUCUUCAGAUAUCUUUUCUUACAGAUGCUUGCAGUGUUAUAGUAUAACAAAUGGAAAUAUGCACUGUGUUUUUAAGCGUUUAGUUUACUGAGAUUGACAGCUCAGCUGUCAUUCAUUUAAGUAAUAUGUUUUUUAUUUGUGCUAGCCUUAUAAAGAAGGUGGUGAAAAAUACUGGGAAAUUAAUCUGAGGUAACUGAGUGUAGAAGGUUUUUUGGUCUAUUUCAGAGUUUCUAUUUUCUGCCAUCUGUUUACGUAAAAGCCCAAGAGCUUAGCAGCAGAACAAGAAAAAACCCUCAACUUUCCCAUUAAUCCAGUUUUCUUUCUGCUUCUACUAUCGCAAUGUUGUGUAUUACUAACUACUAUUUGUAAUCUUCAGGGGGAAAUAAAAUACAACUUUUUUUCUUCUUUCCCUUCCCCCUUAAUGAUGCGUGAACUUCUGUAGGUGUUAAAUCUUCCUGUCUGCCUUUUAUCCUCAUCCUACAGAAGAAUCUGAACCCUCAGCUUUUUGCAGUGGUUGCUGAGGUUGGAGGGAAACAUCACGUGCAAGCUGCAGUUGCCUUUGCAGGUCACCUUUCUGCAGUGCAUUGAAAUUAAUCUGCUGUACUUUGUGGUUCGGUGUUUCAAUUACUGCUAUCGGUGGCUGGUCUUUGUGCAGAAAGCUUGAAGGGCUGAGGAGCAAUAGGCAGCGUUCACUGGUGUGUGUGCUAUUAAAUAAAAAUAGAAGCACAGAGCUUGCUUGUGGUAUCACUGCCUUUUGAAUAAAUGUGCGUGCAGAUUAUGGCAAGACUCUUCAAUAAUGCUGUGUUCGGUACGUAUCACCUUUAAAACAUCACGUCCUUAAAAUUCAUUCUGUUAGGGUGGAGUAGCUCCUCAGUGUUCUGAAUACAGUCAUAACUUACUCUUGAGGGCAAAACUGAGAUGUUGGUAUCUCAACAGGAAGAUCCUUUACAGCACUGCUACAGAAUGGGUGAAUUUUAAGCAUCUCCGGGAUAAUAACUGAAGUCUCUGUGUAACUGUUUGUGUUGUUCCACUCCCAGCCCCGGCAGCAGCAGUAAAACCCGAGUGCAUUGUACUGGAGCUAUUCUUUACAUUCCAGCAUCCGUGGGGAGCCAGGAGGAGCGAGGCAAAAAGUUGAAUAGCCCCCAUGUGCCCUGGCUGGGGAGGAAGGGCUGGAAAACUUAAGAAGCCACAAAGCUGAUCCUCCCUCCUUUAGGCGGAGGGAUGGAGUAACCAGGGGCUGGUUUUAAGACCAGGCAGGAAUGAAAUGAAGUUCUUACUACAUCAGUGAAGCUCUCCUUAACAUCUGUUGGUUCAGAGUGGAAGUUACCAUUUUCUUAGCAGUAUUGCUUUCUUUUGGGACAGUAGCCAACAGAAAGCUGUUUGGGAAAUGGGUGACUAGCAGUCUUAGAUUUCCAUAGGCCCUUCAACUCUCUUUUAAAACAAUGUUUUCUCAGCCUUAAGAGUAUGAGAUGGAAAUAUGAAAAUGAAGAUCAGCUGCUGCAGAGCUCAGAGCAGCUUUUUUUUUUAAGCUGGAUCUGCAGACUGGUGCCUCUCUUGCACAGCAGUAGCCUGGUGCUGCUUGCUUGUGCUACCACUAUUCUCAAAGCCCUCUGGCCAGCAGUGAAAUGAGAGUGGAGUGAGGGGCUUGUCAUCAGCUCGGGCAGAGCCCCAACAGAAGUAAGCAGUGGAAAUAUGCGUACAAAGUGGCUGCUUAAUGGUAAAUGAUGUGUGUGUGCCUGUGUAAGAUAUCAUGCAGGAGGCAGGAGAGGAGGAGUCCCUUUUCCCAGGGUAAGAAAGGAAUGGAGGUUGUGUCUCUGAUACAUCUUUUUUUCCUCCUUUCCACUGUAGGUGUUGACUUAUGCAGCUCCUUUCUGUGCAGACUUAUUUUGCUGCUCUGUGUUGUGCUGAUGCAGUUUUUUGGCUACGUGAUGACCUGUGUGGGAGAAACGAUCUGCUUAGGGAAAGAGUCCUGCCAGCACCCCAGCAUGAAGCGAGGGACACAAAAGGGAAGGAACUUGCAGAUUUUUGUUCUGUAAUGGGAAGUGAGGAGGGUACGUGACAGCUUAAGAAGUGCUGUUGCUGAACGAAAGCAUGACCUUACUCAUCUUUUGGCAAUUAAAAUAGAUAUUUCCUGUUUCUCUGAAGUUCUUGAACCUGCCUGCCUAUGUCCUCCAUCAAUGUCAUGUCUGAGCACCUUGGAAAUGCUAUCGCCUCAAUCUCCACAGUGCUUCAGAUAGUCUGAAGCUGAUGUGUGGAGUUGAAACCAGGAGCAGGGUUAGUGGUGUAGAUGAGAGAUACCCUGUAGGGUUUGUUUGAACAUAAAAUUUGCACAAGAUUAAGUGGAGACACGAUAUUAAAUCCACUUAAUGAAACACCAGAGCAAGUUAGGAUUUGUCCAUAUGGUGAAUGUGCGCAGGGCUUGCUAGCAUGUGGUUGCUAGUCUUGGUCGUGCCCUGCGUGCAGACAAGUUACUGCUUUCUCAUUCAGUUAACUGAGAAAAGCCUGUUUUUCACUGAAAAGAGUUAAGGGAAAACUACGGCUUGCUCUACUUGCCCAGACAUUUUGCAAUAUUUAAUUGAGACGAGGAGACAAUUUUUGCCUCAGCUGAAGAUCUGGAAGGCUGUGUAGGGCUAUCCUUCCCACCCACAUCCACUAGUUUUGUAACUGCCUGUGGUGGUUUUAAUCCCCAGUUCUCAGAGGAACUUGGUAGUGAUCUGCCACGUGGUGCAGUGGCUCUGAUGUUGCAGUACCUCUGUAGUCUCCUUUGGUGGUUGUCCUCUCCUUUCUCUGCGCGAUUCCCAAGUGUAGAUGUUGGCAAAAGGAUGCUAAAAUGGGUGGGCAAGGAUGUAUCCUCCAGCUCCAUUGCAGAGCAGUUGUAAAUGCUGUACGUGUAGGAGGGGAAUGGACCACAAAGUGUCUGCUGUGUGCUCUCCCUAAAUAGCAUCUCCUGCUGCUGGAGGCUGACAGGUCUGACGUAGCUGUGUGUUUCUCCUGCCUAUGCUGCUCAGCUUGUGUUGCGGAGCACAGCCCAGGUGUGUAUGCUGUGUUGUGACCUAGACAGCUGGUUCAGAUACUGGCAGUACAAAUAACAUUUGUACAGUUUCUGAAGUACAGUAAAUACAGAAAUAACAGUGAAUACAGUUUCUGAAGACUGACUUUUUCUUGCAAAACAUGUUAAGAAAAUACUGUUACUUCAUCACCCAAGCCAUUCUCUGAUUCUGUGAUCUUAAUUGGAGCAAUUUAAGUGGAAUAGCUGUUUUCAUUCCUUCUGUGUUGAAGACAUGCCCUUUAUUGUUUUCAACUUGGGACAUGGAUGUUUUUGUCUUUAAAGAUUUCUGAUGAAGAAUGAAUGAAAUGAAGUGAAGAAUGCUGCUCAGAGCUUCCUUGGAAACGGCACUGAAGUAAAAUAGAACAUACAUGUUAUUCAUUGGAUUUCACAGGACUUAUUUCUUAUUACAAAUGGUUGGUGUCUGAUUAUCAUUAUUAUUAUUUUUUAAGUUGAAUGACUGAACUCAACUAAUGCCACUUAGUAAGUGUCUGAAAGCAGCAUUUAAAGUGUUUAAAUUCAGGCAACAGUGUUGAGGAAAUAUGGACUCUUCUGCAACGCAAUUAUGUGACAAGCAGAAAUAGUUGAGUUUCUGAUGUAUUUUUGCCAGCAGACUUUUUGAUCUUUAAUGGAAGACAAGCUUAGAGGGUUUCUUUGUUCUGCAAAGCUGCUUGGUAACUUCCGCAAAACUUGUGGAGGUCUCAAAUAUGUGAAGUUCUGUGGCACUGAGAGAUGUGGCCAUGGUGAUGAUGGGCUGAUGGUUGGCCUAAAUGAUCUUGGAGGCCUUUGUCAACCUUAAUGAUUCUAUGAUCCUAUGAUCUCCUGGCAGAUUUGUCUGAAAUUAGCCAAAGGGGCUCCAAAGCUCUACAAGGAAAGGAAGGAUAGGUGCAUAUGCAUGCAGAAUAUGAUUGCAUAAAUUUCAUUUUGUGCUCCAAACGUUUGUGCUAUAGCAGCACAAAGUGCCUAUUACUGUACUGCAUUUCAUGCUUUAAUGGCCGUGCUCGAAUAGCAAUGUGAUGGAUCUUGGUGAUGCUGGAAGCUGAGCUGGGUUCUGUAUGCUUAGAGCAGCAAAGACAUUGAUAGAUGAUGCAGUUGUUCCUGCCUACAGCAUACCUUGCUCUGGAGAUUUCUAGCUGUAAGCUGAAAUAAACAUCAGACUUCACUGCUGUGGGAAUAUGCCAUGAAGUCAGGUUUGGUUACAGGGGAGCAGAUCCGUGCUGCAGGAGGUCCAUGGUGCUGCUGUGACUGGCAGGGAGGUGAGCCGUGUGCUGUCAUGAGGCUGGCUCACCUGCUGCUCUUAUCUUCAGGUAGGAGACUGUAUGCAUAUAGCCCUGGUCAAAUCUGAUGCUUAGCAAAGAUCGGGUAGGGAAGGAUAGCUGACAUGUUUAAAAAUACCACAGCCCUGAGAAAGAUCCUGCUUGUUUUGUUGUAGCUUUGAACAGCUGUGGAAACUGAGACUCCUACAGCAGCAAUAGGUGCUGUUUCACUUCCAGCAGACCAGAACUGGCUGAGAAAGUAACAAGUGAAAGCGAUGCCAGGAGCUGAUGACUGGCAGUGAGCAUGGGGUGUGAAGGUAGGGGGCUGUGGGAAGGACAGGACUGUGUGCCUGUGGCCAUCCCACCAAGAGAGCUGGCCUGCAUACAUUUUGUGCCCCAUGGCUCUCAGCAGCGGUGGUAGGUGUUGAAGCUAUGGCAGGAGUAGAAGGACUGUGAGGAUGUGAGAGUGUGUGGUAGGAUGAUACACUCCUCUGGGCUGCUGUGAUUUUAGGGGUGAGUGUCCUCUUCAGAAGCAACCAUCCCAAAUACUGAUACAUAAAUACUCAUGUUUCUGGGGGAAGAAGGGAUCUCUGUGUAGCACUGAGAAAAGCAUAUAAGCCUUCCCAGCAUUCCCUACUGACUGAUUAAGGCAGCUUUCCUCUCAGGCAGAUGGCAACUGAAGAUUACUGUCAGAGGUAAUUAGCUUUCCUUAUGUACAGCCAAGGAAACAAAGGUGCAUAAAUCAGGGCACAGAAAGCCAGGCAGGCUGACUGCCCCUAAUAGUCAGCACUGCAACAUGGGCUGUUGUGUCUCUUUAUAGCACCAAGUCACUGUAACUAUGACACAGAAACAUGUAAAUGAACGUGUGAAGUAUUCUUUAAGAGCUGAGCGCCUGUGUAACAACCAACACAGCUGUGCUGUGAACAAUUCCAGUUCUGAAUUUGCCUUUUUGCCCACAUCUUUGCCCUGAGUUCUUAUUGUGAAUUUGGUUUCAGUGUUGUCUAAGGAAACAUGCAAUUAGUGGUACUCCUAAUGCUGAAGUCAGCUACAGCUACAUCAGUGAAAGCUUAUGAGUUUUGAAAAACAUCCUUUUUUACUUUUUAUUAUCUUAAAGAGUGAAGAAUGCAUUGUGAUAUGAACUGAUUUUAUUCUGCAAUGUAGACUUCUUAGUAACUUUUCCCAUUCAGCAAACAUCAGUAAGAUUUCACGUUCUGCAUUACGUGCUCUUUAGAACCGUGUCUUUCAACUAUGGUAUGAAUCUUGUAGCUGUGGAAAUGCUCAGGUUAAGUAUUGUUUGAGGAUUGUAUUUGGUGGCUUUUCCUAUUUAAGACACAUUUAAGAAAUGAAACAAAGCACUAAAAGCCCGCAGGCACUCUGCUGCUACCUGUACAACCGUUCUUUGUUAGCUCAAAAACACUUUACACCCACAAAGCACUCUCAGCUAUGAAGUUGCUGUCUGAGCUUUUCUUACCAUGUGUGGUGGUGUUGGAGAUAUUUUUGAGCUUUAGUGGCGAGAAAAUUAAACCGUGUGUAAAGAAAGCUCUUGGAAAAAAAAAACCCUAAUACUCGCAAUAUUUGAACUUCUCCAAUUGCACAGUGUCUCUUUUGAUUUAGUUUUUAGUAAGCAGGUAAGGUGAGUUUUCUGAUUAACUUUCAUGACCCAGAGGCAACAUUAAUAUAUUCAUUGCAGUGCUGAAUUGAGAAUACUGGAAAUGUCAGGCAUUCAUGUUAUCAAAGAAGCUGCUGAAACUGUUGGUGUCCUGAAGCUUGCUUACUUCUGAUCUGUUAGGAUCACUACCCUGGGAAGCUUGCAAGACCUGCUAGCAGUGUGGGGUCUACCAGUCAUGAAACGAAUUCUUCUGUUUUUCAUCCUGGCUGCUGCAGUUAUGUACGGUAUAUUGCAUGGAAAUCUGUGGAGAAAUAACUUCUACUGGAUUAGCUUUUAUGGACAGACUUCUUCUGUGAGGGGUCCUUCUUCCAAUGAGGCUAGUGGAGUUACCCAGCUGCCACCUACGGCUGUGGAGAGAAGGAACGCACUGGACACUUGUCUUCUGAAACCAGCAUUUGAAUCUUUACUGGAUGUUGACAAAAUAUACCCGUUCCUGUGUGCCAAUGAUUUUAUCAGAGUAGCAGAGUUCCAUGGAAGUGAUAAGUUCGAGCUACCUUAUGGAAUAAAGAGAGCAGAACAAUUUUUUCGUUUAGCCCUUUCGAAACUGCAAAACUGUGGACUGUCCAACGAAGACAGCAGUGUUGCCUGUCGACGGUGUGUUGUGGUCGGUAAUGGAGGAGUACUUCGAAAUAAGACGUUAGGGGGGAAAAUUGACUCAUAUGAUGUGAUAAUAAGAAUGAAUAAUGGCCCUGUUAUAGGCUACGAAGAGGAUGUUGGGAGAAGGACGACUUUCCGCCUUUCCUACCCGGAAUCCAUCUUUUCGGAUCCAAUCCACUACGACCCAAAUACUACUGUUGUUAUUAUCGUCUUCAAACCACGUGAUUUAAAGUGGCUUUGGGAAAUAUUAGGCGGUCAGAAAAUAAGUGCUAAAGGCUUUUGGAAGAAACCAGCUCUGAACAUGAUAUACAAAUCUAAUCAAAUCAGGAUUCUUGAUCCUAGCAUCACCAGAAAAACAGCUUAUGAUUGGCUUCGUUUCCCAACAAGAUUUCCCAAAAAAGAGAAACCCAAGCAUCCAACAACGGGGCUAAUUGCCAUUACACUAGCAUUUCAUAUCUGUCAUGAAGUUCACCUGGCGGGCUUCAAAUAUGACUUCACUGACAGGAACAGUUCUUUGCACUACUAUGGCAACGAAACAAUGUCUCAGAUGAUGCAGAAUGAAUACCAUGACAUCAGCGCUGAGCAGAAAUUCUUGAAGAAGCUUAUAGACAAGAACUUUGUGGUCAAUUUGACGUGAAAGCUGGAUGGAAAACAUGAAGAAUAAUCACUAUUUUCAAGAUUUCAAAAUGUUUUAUUUUUUGUAUGACAUUUUUAUUUUUUAAGUGCAACAUAACUGUUUACUGUUGAAAAACAGCACGGAAACCUCAUAAGGCAGAAGCUUCUUCUAAGCCAGAGGAUAAUGGACUAUUCCAAGCUGAGCUAACUGAAUUUCUGUGAAGCUAUUUAAUGGGAAAAACACAAAACUUUCAGCUGAAAGUAUCAGGGAUGUAUAAAAAUGUGAUUCACAUUACUUAUUUAUCAGCAAGAACUUUUUUCCAAAUGGUUACUUCUCUGGAAUACCUUCUUUUCUAAUGUCCUCCAAAAGGAUUACACUGUUAAGAGACUGAGACAACUAUUCAAGUAGUGGAUGGAUGUCAAUGCUUGAAUCUUGUAAUACGAAAGUGGCUUUACAAGCGAUGCCUUCAAGUCAUUACUGUGUGUUUGGGAGAAGGGGAAACAUGCAAACGUACAGAUUUCAAUGUGCCCUCCUCCUGAGCAGAGGACAUCCAUCUUCUGUGAAGAAGCCACAACCUGCACUGGUCAUCAACUCUGAACUGCUGUCUGUGUGUGCCAAAGGUGAAGACCCUUUGGUCUGUUUACUGGAGAUGCUGGCAUUGACAAUGCUCAUGUUGUACCAGUUUAUGGAAAAAAAACAUAUGACCUGUGCUGUGCUUCCAAUAAAUUUUACGGUUUUUGACUUCUCUUAGAAUAGAGGGAGUUUGAAGACUGAAGCUUUGUCUCGACGGCUUGUGUCUCUUGCUUCCCCCAAAUGACAACAGGAAUGUGAGCUCAGACAGAGAUGUUCACAAUUGAGUUUAACCUUAGAGGCACAGGUUUUUGGAUUUCCAGACUUCAGGAUAGAAUCUAGUAUGUCUUUCUGUUCUCCUGCAAGAAUGACAAUAUAUUUUUCCAACUGUAAUCCCCUUUCUCACAUGCUGCAAAGCAUUUAGAACUCUGACAUGCAUAAGUAUGAACAAUAAAUGUUCCUGUCUUUGGCGGCAGAAUGUACUGGACACUCUGUAAGACUGCAUCAGCUGAAUUACUUUUUGGCUACCGUUUACAUCUCUCAAGGUUUAAAUGAUGUGGAUGAGCUAAAUCAGUGGGCAUUUACAUGGGAAUUUAAUGGAGACAUUCAUUGGGAAGAUUGUGUUUCCUGUAUUGAUUUGUUUCAGUCACCCUACCAAAUAAGUUAUAUUUGCCUGGGAAUGUACUUGACAACUUUUAAAAUGAAAGAACAAGUAGAAUUCCAUUCUGAAUCUUUCACAGGAUCUAUUUAUAUAUCUUUUUAUGGAGUCAGGCUUUUUUGGGAAGAUCUUUAUAGUUAUCUACUGAUCGUACCUGAAGAAAACACUAAAAUCUGUUUCGAAAAAGUCUUCGAAGUGGAUAGAAAAAAUUUGUUGCUUUUUAAUAAAAAGACACAAAGAUGUAGUACAUCUGGAACCGGUGCAAGCAAUUACAAUAUGGUCUCAAGCCUCUAGCAGGUCAUGAGCACAGUGUUGUCUUUUUUAGGAGCUGAGCAUUACAAGAGUGCUGAUCCCAGUUCCUUUGCUGCAGCAGUGUAGAGGAGUAAGCACUGGAGUGACCAAAGAGCCAUCAUAUCUUUUUCUUAUUUCUCUUGUAGAGUGCAAUUGGUGAUUAAAAAAGAUCCUGAUAGCUUCUUCUUUAGCUUCUUGUCUCUGCCACUUGGCAGCUGCAGAGUGCAGUGUGACUUUGGAGGCAAGCCACUGCCAAAGAAAAGGUGGCUUGUGCUGUUUUACGUUGUUUUUACCUAGUGACUCCUGGCUUCUGUUCAAUUUCAAGCAAAUGGGACAUAUUUAAAAUAAUUGCAGAUGUCAUAAAAAUGUGCAUCCCAGUGUGGCACGAGGAGGUGGUAGUUCAGCCACGAUGGUGCUUCUGCAUGGAGGGACCCCUCAAACAGCUGUGUACUGGUGGCAGCAGGGGCAGAAGGAGCAUGCUGGAGGAUCAGGUCAGGUACCUGUGCUGCAGGAAUGGAGGAAACCAGAAGUAAUUGAAGGGAGUGUAUAAGCAGGAGGGGGAAUGGCUGUUUACAAGGGUGGAUAGUGAUAGGAAAUGGGGGGAAUGGUCUUAAACUGAGACAGGAAGGUUUAGGUUGGAUAUCGGGAGGAAGUUUUUCACACAGAGGUGGUGACGCACUGAACAGGUUGCCCAAGGAGGCUGUGGAUGCCCCAUCCCUGGAGGCAUUCAAGGCCAGGCUGGAUGUGGCUCUGGGCAGCCUGGUCUGCUGGUUGGCGGCCCUGCACAUAGCAGGGGGGUGAAACCAGAUGAUCACUGUGGUCCUUUUCAACCCAGGCCAUUCUAUGAUUCUGUGUUAAAGUAGCAGAAGUGGUCUUACUUAAAAAUCUGAACAGAAAAAGGUGGAGUUCUGCACCAGAAAACAGUGACGCUGCCUUUAGCUCUGUCAGCAUCUAUGCCUCAUGUUUACCUCAGUCACUUAGAAAGUGUUCAUGACUGUGCAGCACCAGCCCUGCACUGAUUCAGACUACUGACGGCAAAUCCACAAGGAAACAAAAGGGCAAGGAAAGGUGUUUCAUGCAGCUGGCAGUGCUGAGCUUUCUUUGCACAGAAGUCCUUGCAGGAGUCUCACUAUGCUGAGGGCAGAGGUGGGGGCUGCCUACAGACAAAAUAACUGGUAAAAAGGACUUCAUGGCAAACAGACGAUGUCCCCAAAUUCCUUUUUUACUUACAGUAGUCUCCUUUAUUCUCAUUUUUAAUCACAUCACUGUUAUGGUCUCUCUAAGCUUCUUUUCUGACAUUGGAUAUUGUAAAUGUGCUCAAAAUGCUGCCUGCAGGCAUUUAUCCCUCUCAGCUGCUGUUUUUUUUUUCUCCUCCGUGAGUCUUCCCUUGUUCAUGACUUUCUCCCUCCGAUAAUUAGGCAGUACUCCUGUGCAUGCUUUCUGCCCACAUCUCUCUCUCCUGCAGGAACACUGAGUCCGCAUGGGCUGAGGCUGCCGUCAUGGCAGGGGGACUCUGCCAUAUUCAGAGCCAGACCUGUUUGCUUGGGCAUGAAGCAAGAUUUGAUAGUACUGAUAAACAGUAGGCACUGUUUUUUUUGAAAAAGGACAGCUGGCAGUCCAGCAGCUUUUAUCUUCAGCAAUUAGCGGUGAGCUAAUUGGUUUUCAUUGGUUUUCUCCCUUAAAUGUUUUAGAAGGGUUCUGUGUAUACUGGCCCUGCUUUGUCAGUGUCAUACCACCUCACAUGGCCACUUCUGCUAUUCUGCCUUGAGAACAGACUUCUAUGUGGACUUCUUGAGGGCAGGAAUUAAUGUAUUUACUUGGUCAAUAAUGUCUGCAGAUUGUGGUGCCUGUUAUAUCUGGGUCACGUUUUCAAUGGUAGCAUGUAAUAUCAAAGGUUGGCCUUAGGGCUUUAAAAUUUUAUUAUAUAAUAACAGAAGGGCUACAAUGCAUACCUCAAAUACUUCUUAUUUUUUGCCUUUCCAAAGGCAAGGUUUCUGCACUGAAAUUUUCCUUUGAGAGCUGCCCAUUACUUUGAUUACAUCAUCAGUGGAGAAGCUGUCAAAUUGUGAAUCCCAAGGUGCUCAGCCCCUAUUUUUGUGUCUGUAGUAGCGUGUCUCCACAGGUAUGAGUACCCUGUGAAGUUUCUUUCUGAAUCUAUUGCAAAGUCAGAUGGUUUCACCACUGCUUCUUCUCUUCCUCUUCCCCAGCAGUGGACUGAAGCUCACACCAGCAGCAUCUUGCAGCAGAGAUGCUCCUGUGUUUUAUCUGCUAGCCCUACAAAAUGCUGCACCGUUAGAAAGACCUCACUCUGAAGUACCGAAGUACACACAAGUAGCAAGCUGGAUAACAUCCAUCAGCCCAAGUUCUGUUUGGCCCAGACCCUUAGGGAGCCUGUUUGUUUUUGCCAGUAUCUUUACUGUAAUAAUUAAAGGAAACACUGAGUUACUAGAUAAGGAAGGUCACAAAUUAUUGCACUGAAUAUGAACUGGACAGUGCCUAACAGAUUCAGUUAAAUCACAUUUCUCACGGCUGCUUGUUGAGAACAACACAGAAUCACAGCUUUUGUGUUUAUUGAUCAGUGAGUGUAUGGUACCUCUUGUUUCCUGUGCCAGGAUUCUUUUUUUAGCAGUGCAGGUAAUAAAGUACUGUCACUUUUAAGCAGAGCCUGAUCUUAAGACCAUGCAAAGCUCAACGUCUGUUUCUGAUAUAGGUUAGUACUUCAUUAUUUUAUUUGCAAUUUGUCUAAAGUUUAUGUGCCUUUAAAGCGUCAACUGUGUUUUGAAGGCUUUCUUAUGGAUGUUUCAAGUGAAAUUUUGAAUGCUACGGAUGGAAAGCAAUUAUUUAUCUGUGAAUAAAUGGUGUUAAGAUGUUA
Lagopus muta (rock ptarmigan) is the source of this 13413-nucleotide messenger RNA. It is a transcript of the gene ST3GAL6, whose product is annotated as ST3 beta-galactoside alpha-2,3-sialyltransferase 6. NCBI's taxonomy places the organism in Eukaryota, Metazoa, Chordata, Aves, Galliformes, Phasianidae. The coding region runs from base 7985 to 9043 and encodes 352 amino acids. The transcript is spliced from 11 exons. Gene Ontology annotation, molecular function: beta-galactoside alpha-2,3-sialyltransferase activity. The record is from RefSeq and is a predicted model, not a curated record. Gene Ontology annotation, biological process: glycolipid biosynthetic process.